Brassica rapa (field mustard) is the source of this 9493-nucleotide messenger RNA. RefSeq names its product receptor-like protein 6. The record is from RefSeq and is a predicted model, not a curated record. Gene Ontology annotation, molecular function: protein binding. NCBI's taxonomy places the organism in Eukaryota, Viridiplantae, Streptophyta, Magnoliopsida, Brassicales, Brassicaceae.
UUUCAAUAUUACCAAUGCAUCAUUUAAUAUAAACAAAAAAAACUAAAAACAUAAAAAAAAUACCCGCCCGGUCGGGCGGGUCAAGAUCUAGUAAGCUUUAAUACAUCAUAUACUCUCACUCUUCCAACUACAUCAUAAAUCCUCACUCUUCUAAGAAAUCUCUUUAGAUUUUUUUAUAUAGAGUCUCAAGAGUAUAAUGUGGAUGUUAAGUUCGUAGAUUAUGUUUUGGGUGAUGCAAAACAGUCUCACAUGGUUUUAUCAUGAGAUUCAAAACUCGUACAGACACCGUCUCACCUACGAGAUUCAAAAUUCGUACAGAAACCAUCUCACAUUUUUUUGUUAUUAAUCGGUGUUAAUUGAAUGAAUCCAGACACUUCAACUGGGCCCGUCCCUGCGCCGGUUUUGAUCUUUGGGGGUUUUGUUACCAUUUCAAGUGGGUCUAUCCCUGCGCCUUCUCUGAUCUCUGGGGUUUUGUUACGGUCCGUUUUUAACGGAUCUUCAGUAUAAUAUAAUUAUUUCUGAGAAAAUAAAACCCUAAGAUACUUUUGGCCAGACCACAAAACUAACUUGCAUACUGCUUGAACCACGUUUUUCUCUCCUUCUAGGUCCACUUUGUUCACUACCAGAAGAGUCUUGGAUGAAACUGGCAACGAGGAAGUGGUGGUGAGUUGCACUAAGUCAGAGGUCACAGACUAAACAGUCAACAGCUGUAGAACCUCCAAAGGGCCAAGCUUGGGCGAAGACGGAUCAAACAAAAGGAGGACUGAAGGGGAGAUCUCUGAAGGGAGAUAAGCCAUCAGAAGAACAAAGGAAUUGAGAGAAGUAGAAAACCAAAGGGAGUAGGAGAAUUCUCGAUGACCGGAGUAUUAUGCAUAAUGCAUAAAGGUAAAGCAUUUGCUCAAUGCAUACGUACGGCGAUUUCUUCUGAUGAUUAAUUCAAAAAUAAUAAGGUAAAAAUAAUGCAAAUGAAUAUUUAAACUAAAUUCAGCUUAUCUUUGGCUAAAAAGUUAGUAGUUUUUUAUAUUUUUAAAAAGGUUUUGCCAAAUGAAAAUGGAGUAAAUAAGAAAGUUCUCCAGUUGCCCCGUGUAGUCAUCUCUCUAGACUCGUGCUUCCGAAAACGAAAGUUGAACACUUUUUGUUUUGAUUUCAGCAGUGAUUGCGACAGCAAAACACCCUGAUUGCUUUAAAUGGGACGUCGUGUCUUGAGAACUAAGCAAAGACCCACCUUUCUCUCUCUUUCUUAUAUAAGCGAGCUCUGUUUUUACCUGAAAUGGUUUUGGAGGCAAAAGCAUGUCGUCCUAUUACAUCCAAUCUCAGAUCUCUAAUAUUGUUGUGUGAUACUGAAGGAUUUCCAACUUGGUGAAACAGUAAGAAGCUUGCCUCAGUGUCGUCACAUGUUUCAUUUACCUUGCAUAGGCAAUUGGCUCAUCAGACAUGGUUCUUGUCCAGUGUGCAGACGUGACCUUUAAUUAUCUCUUCAUUACCCUCCCCCUCUCUCGCAAUGCAGUUAAACCAAACAGUUCAGAUACGGCUACACAGCUUCUUGUCCUCAUCUCAGUUUCGAUGUAAAUUACAGUUCUUUUUUUUUUUACUUUUUGCAAUUACCAUUUACACCCCUCAGAGUUUACUAAUUUUAAAGCAGGAUGUUACUGGAUGUAUCUUCUUAUACUAUGUACUAGGAAGUAGUUGAAAAUAUUACUCAACUUCUGAAUUAUUAUUUUUCGCUGCAACUAUUGAAUAAUUACAUUAAUGGUGUUGAAACUUGAAAGACAAAAAAAAGGACGUGAAUUACAUUUUAGUUCAACUAGUUGGAGGAAAAAUGGCUUUUUCGUACCUGAAGAGUUUCUAAAAGUCCUAAACAUACCUAGACUUUCAAUUUCGUUCACCACAUACAUACACUCGAUUUUACUUUUUCACCAUACCCAACUUUUGCUAACCAAUGUAUUGUAAACCAACUUUGACCGAUUAUCCGUGAGUCAACCGUUAACUUCAACUGUAGCUAAUGGCAAAACGAUGUCGUUUAGAUUAAAAAAAAAAUUAAAUUGAAAGCGCAAUAGGUGUCGUUUUGCCUAAAAUAUCAUCUGAAGAACAUGUCUUCAUUUGAUUCAGAAGCUCGAGUUGUCAGUUGUUCAAAAAAAAAAACUCGAGUUGUCAAUAAAGGCCGCGGAAUACCCAUAUGCGGUGCGGCGACAGUUUUGUGGACUUAGAAACCAUCAAAAACCUAGGGAGAUUGUUUCACUGCCGCACAGAACAGAGCAUGUAAGCGGGCAACUGAGUUUGAUUUUUGAAUUAUGAUUUAAGUAUAGAGUUCGUAUGCUAGCAUGUCUGUUUAAUGUUUAUAAUGAAGGACAAAACUCAUUUAUUCAAAUGGACUGAUGAGUCACUUGUUGAGGAGAUUGAAGAGUUCCAUGAAGUGGUUGAUAAUCUGAAAAGGGAUGUUUCUGGGUGAGACCAUUCUGAAAAGCUAUGAGAAGGGAAUUAACGAGAUGAAAGAUGUUAUUAAAGCUUGUGAAAAAAGACAACCAAGUGCAUUAGAUAAUUGUGGAUCCUUAAAAUUGCGGUUGUGUGUGGUUUUGUAAUGGUUGUUAUGUAUCUUAUGCUAGCAUAAUCGAUUUGUAUUGGUUGUGUGGUUUGUCUUUUACUCGCUCUAAGAACUUUUCAUGGAGUUUAGCCAUGGUUGUAGUGUUUGUAAUCAAGUUUGCAAGACAAUAUAAGAGUUCAUAAGUAUUAUUUGAAACCUUACUGAUGUUGAAACAAAAACCAACAAAAUCAUCAAUACCUAUAGUUAUAAAAAUCGAGGCAUACCAAAAAGAAUAAACAUAUAUCCAACAAGUAAAACAGUCAUAAAAGCCAAAGCAUAACAACAAACACACAGCAAACGUCCAACACCAAACGUCAUAAAAGCUUAUCCAUAUCACUUCUUAAACUUGGACUCUCGGCAUGAUGUCCACAUGAAGAAGAAGAUGGAAGCUUAAAUGAUUUUAUAGGCAAAACGAUGUCGUAUUGGCACUUUCAUUUUAAUUUUUUUUUAAAAUCAGAUGACGUCGUUUUCCAUCUGAUCUAAUUAACGGUGGACUCACAGAUUCGCGGUCAAGUUGGUUUACAUCGGUUAAAUAAAGUUGGGGUAUGGUGAAACUGUAAUACCGAGUUUAUGUACGUGGUCAAUGAACAUGAGAGUCUAGAUAUGUUUAGAAAUUUCUCAGGUAUGAAAAAACCGUAUUCCCACUAGUUGAAAAUCAAAAAGUAAGACCCACGUUAAAGAUAUUGACCAAUAAAAUUGAAUUGGUAUAAUCCACACAAUGACACAAGUAGAAAGAGAGUGAAUGUCUGAUAUUUUUUUUUUGACAAAUAAAUAUAAGAUGAUAUAAUUGUUAAAUUCUAAUUGGUUGAUGGAAUUAUUUAGAUUUUUAUUCACUCUCACAGUUUCAAAUGAAUUAUGGGGGAAUUUUAAUUUCACGACAAUUUUGAUACCACAAAUUUACUCUUAAAUGAUAAUCAUUUUCGUAAAUACUUACAAUUUGUGAUAUAAAAGAUUAAAUUUACUCUCUUAAAUCAUUUAUAAAUGUUUAAGAAUGAUGUAUAAGACAUUUAUAGAAGCUUAUAAACCAACCUCAUUCCUAAAUACUAAACCCUAAACAAUAAUUACUAAAUCCUAAAUCCAAAAGUUAAAGUAUUGUUUGAUUAAGUAUAUUUUUGAGAAGUGGUAGCCUGAUUAGUGUAUUUUAAACAAUUUCUUCUGAAUUAUUUUGUAGUAAAAUAUUUUUUAAACUUUUCGUAUAUCAAAAUUUAUCAUUUUUGUAUUCUAUAAAAGAGAGAUUUGGUUUAUUUGAUUUGGAUGCAUAAAUAAGUUUACUAUAUUGAUAUUAUUCACAAAUUAACUUUUAUUUAUAUAAAUACACAAAAAAUAUCAAAACUAUUUUUCUUACUAAAAAACUGAAAAUCAGAAUUAUUUGUUUUUGUCAGCAAAUGUUUAUACAUAAGAGAUCACAUGUAUAAUUAAGGUUCGGUUCAGAUUUGAGUACUCUUUAUGUUAUCUAAAAAUAUUUUAAAAUCCAAAAUUACAACAAAAAAACUAAAAAAUCCAAAAAAAAAAAAAACUAGUAUACUACUUAUAAAUUUUAAAUUGAUGACCGACCAAAUAACAAAAAGAUAAAUUAAACUUAAGUGAGUUUUUACUGAAAUUUCAAAUAUUUUGAUCUAAUUUGAGUAGUUGACCAAAGAAAUUGAUCUAAUUUGAGUAGACAUUUACAGAAGGAUGUAUAAUCUAAUGUUCCAAAACAACCCAAGUAUGUAAAGAACUGUCGCUUGUAGACGAAGGAUCACAUGGUAAAAGCUUCAAACCAACGUCUGAGCAGUUCCUCUAGCCUGUGAUUCCCUGUAUCUGAGUGAUGAGAUGUGGUUACGCACUGAUUUGUCAAUGACUCGAGUUGUUACAUCGACCGAAAGCCAAGCACCAUCACGCCGGUUGUUCCUUUCUUUCCACAAGAUAAAAAAAAUUGUUGUCUGAAACACAAUCCGAAGAAGCACGCUGUGACUAGUCAAAAAAUAAAUUUCAUCAAAGCAUAUUAUUGUUCUUUUAAGUUUUUUUUACCAAUAUUACUAUGGUAGGCUACAGUAAAAAGGAAUAUAGGCUCUAUCUUUUUUCUUUGCGUAGACUGAUUUCAUUGUUAGUCUGUCAAUGUUAAGUGCAGCGCAAAGUCAAGUAUGUUUUUAUGCGUACAAAGCUAUCAAAAUUGGGACCGAUAGACAAUUCAAAGUGGAAUUUUUUUUUUUUUGACAAUUCUUAGGUGGAAAAGUUCUUUGUGACAAACAAUCAACGAAAAAGAUCUAUGGUGACGGUCCGUAAUUGGUACGCCAAAUAUAUUACAAAAUUUCGUUGUAAAUAUAAACAUGUUGAAAAAAUAAAAUAACAAAGUUUAUUUUAAAAUAUUUAUUUUGUAGUUUUUGUAAAAAUGUGACUUUGUGAUUUUAACAAUAAAUUUGACUUACGGACUGAUGAAAAAAUGAUUUUUCACUUUUUGGUGAGAAAAUGUUAUCUUGACAAAGUGUAAUUUUUUAUUUUUUUUUGACAAUUCUUAAGUGGAAAAGUUCUUUUUGACAAACAAUCAACGAUAAAGAUCUAUGGUGACGGUCCGUAAUUGGUACGCCAAAUAUAUUACAAAAUUUCGUUGUAAAUAUAAACAUGUUGAAAAAAUAAAAUAACAAAGUUUAUUUUAAAAUGUUUAUUUUGUAAUUUUUGUAAAAAUGUGACUUUGUGAUUUUAACAAUAAAUUUGACUUAUGGACUGAUGAAAAAAUUAUUUUUCACUUUUUGGUGAGAAAAUGUUAUCUUGCGGUUUUGAAAAUGUGAUUUUGCAUUUUUGACGAAAAAUGUGAUUUUGAAAUUUUGGAGAAAACGUAAUUUAUAAUUUUUAAGAAAAUAUGAUAUUUUGACUUUAGCAAAAAAUGUGAUUUUGCAGAUUUAACUAAUACGUAUUUGUCAAUUUGGUAGAAAAUAUAAAUUUUACGGGUUUGAUAAAAAAUAUGGUUUUGAAGUUUUGGUGAUAAAUGUGAUUUUCUAGAUUUAGUAAAAAUGUAGUUUUGUACAUGUUAGAGAAUUAACAUUUUUUUUGUGGUUUAUCGUAAAAUAUGUGCGUCCUUGGUAAAAAUAUGUGGUUUUAGAUAAAUUUUUAUUUUACAGAUUUGGAAAAAGAGAAUAUGAUUUUAUGGAUCUGGGAGAAAAACAAUGUAAUAUUGUAGCUUUUAGAUGAAAUUAUGAUUUUGGGGUUUUAGUGAAAAUAUGUUUUUUGGUUUUAGUUAAAAAUAAUCAUUUAGUAAAUUUAGUUAAAAAUAUGAUAUUGAAGUUUUGACGAAAAAUGUAAUUUUAUAAUUUUGAUGGAAGAUAUAGUUUACAAUUUUGGUUAAAACUUAAAAGUAUUUUAAAUUUUGGCAGAAAAUUGCAGAAUAGUUACAAAGUUCAUUGAACUUGUGUUUAUUGCUCAUUUACAACAAAAUCGUACAUUUAGAUAAAGGCUUUACGACAUUCUCUAAUUUUCACUGGAUUUUUUUCUUUACAAAUGGUUUAAUUUGAUUCAGUUAGCCAAUUUUGAAAAUUUUAGCCAGUUAAAAAAAAAAACUUAUUUGAUGAUCUAUUCUCAAAACUUAUCUCAUUGUCACCAUUAAUUAACAGUAAUUUUCAUAUCCAUCCUAACGUUUAUCUGGAUGAACCAACGAAUGGUGUUGAAUAAUAAACAAACGAAUGGCCCAUAAAUGUAUGACUAUUUGUUGAGAGAGAGAUACAGAACAUUCUUAUAUAGAGAGGCAUCCAUUAAGCUAUUGACAGCAAAAAGCUAUGAUAGGCUCAAACUAUUCAUCAUCAUUCAGCUUCUUUCUUCGUGCCAUUGUUCUUCUUCUCUUUUCCAUUUCAAACUUUGUCAGCACUUUUGCUUCUCUUACACCUGACCUGUGUCAUCCGGAUCAGAGAGAUAUUCUUCUCGAGCUCAAGACGGAGUUCAAGAUUCAGAAGCCUGAUGGUUACUCGAUCACUUCUUACCCGAAGACGGAAUCAUGGGGGAACAGCAGCACGGACUGUUGUAACUGGGAUGGUGUAACGUGCCAUACUGAGUCGGGGAAGGUGAUUGGUCUAGACCUUAGUUGCAGCUGUCUUCAUGGUCAGUUCCAACCCAAUUCUAGUCUUUUUAGACUGAAACAUCUCACAAGUCUGAACCUUGCAUACAACAACUUCACUCUUUCUCCGAUCCCAGAUAAGUUCUACAAUCUCAUGUUGUUAAAAACACUAAAUCUCUCUCGGUCUUCAUUGAAAGGUCAAAUCCCAAGAGAAAUUCUCCAGCUCACCAAUUUGGUGUCUCUCGAUCUAUCUUCUUAUGUUUCUAUUUAUUCCCCUUCUCCAAGUUUGUUGUUGUCCAUUAAAAACCCACCUUUUUUUCUCCGUCUACUUGCUCGAAACCUGAGGAACCUUACAGCCUUGGAUAUGAGCUACGUAAACAUAUCUUCAGAAAUCCCACACGAGUUUUCAUACAUGCUCUCUCUAAGAUCUCUACAUCUUGAGCGAUGCUCUCUGGUUGGAGAGUUUCCAAGCGGUGUUUUCAUGAUACCAAGCUUACAGUCCAUUAUAUUGGAUUACAAUCCAGUCCUGAGAGGCAGCCUUCCUGUUUUUCAUAGAAACAACUCUCUGCAAGUCUUACGCCUUUGGGAAACAUCGUUUUCAGGUAUCAUACCUGAUUCCAUCGGCAACCUUAAACAUUUAGUUGAUUUGACCCUCGCAUAUUCCAAUUUCUCUGGGAGGAUUCCAUCUUCACUUGGUGAACUUUCUAAUCUCUCAAGUCUCAGUCUUUCUUCAAAUCAUUUCACUGGUGAAGUCCCAUCUUCAAUUGGCAAUCUAAAACAGUUGAUCAGCUUUGACGUUUCCAGUAAUCAGCUCACCGGGAACUUUCCAUCUGCACUACUCAAUUUGACCAAACUAAGUGUUAUCUUUCUCGAUUCCAACCAGUUCACAGGUUCCCUCCCACCUAACAUUGGCCAACUCUCCAAACUGGAAAGCCUUUCUGUCUCUGGUAAUUCAUUUACAGGAGCAGUUCCUUCGUAUCUGUUACAAAUCUCUUCACUGACAGAACUCGAAUUGGACGACUACCAACUCAGUGAUCUCGUUGGAUUCGAGAAUGUCUCUCUGUUCUCUAAUUUACAAGAUCUUUCCUUUAUAUCUAACAAUUUCAGAGUCAGUAGUCCAGUUGACUUAAAUGUCUUCUCUUCUCUCAAACAGCUAGUAGUGCUAUAUCUUUCGGGCAUCCCUCUUUCAACAGCAAACAUCACUUCAGAUUCUGAUUUUUCAUCAAAGUUCCAGUCUUUGUCCUUUUCAGGCUGCAACAUCACUGAGUUUCCUGAGUUCAUAAGAGACCAGAGAAAUCUAAAGUAUCUAUACCUUUCCAACAACAACAUCAAAGGCCAAGUACCAGACUGGUUAUGGAGACUACAAGAGCUGCAAGAUCUGGAUCUUUCUCACAACUCCCUAAGCGGUUUUGAUGGAUCCUUGAAAGCUGUACCUGGAAGUCAUAUCCAGAUGUUAGAUCUAAGGUCAAAUGCUUUCCAGGGGAGACUCUUUAUCCCAUCCACAUCUAUAGCGUACUUGUUUGCUUCGAGCAAUAACUUCACUGGAGAGAUACCUCGUUCGUUAUGUGGUGGACAAUCCUCUCCUACCAUCAUAGAUCUAUCCAACAACAACUUCCACGGGUCAAUUCCUCGGUGUUUAGGGAGUCACAUGAGUUCUCUUGCGGAUUUAAAUCUACGAAACAAUAGCCUCAGUGGAAGUCUUCCCGACAUGUUCAUGCAUGCCUACGAGUUAGAGUCGAUUGACGUCAGCCACAACAGAUUGGAGGGAGAACUACCUGCAUCUCUAACCAGUUGUUCUGCUCUGGAAGUUCUAAAUGUGGAGAGCAACGAAAUCAAUGACACUUUCCCGUUCCAGUUAAGUUCCUUGCAGAAGCUACACGUUCUUGUCCUCCGAUCCAAUAAAUUUCAUGGAAAGUUAUAUCAAUCCGAUGGGGCUUGGUUCGGGUUUCCUCAGUUGAAAAUCAUUGAUGUAUCAAAUAAUGACUUCCUCGGUACCUUACCAUCUGACUACUUCCUGAAUUGGACUGCAAUAUCCUCGAAUGAAGAUAAGGAUAGACAACCGCACUACAUCGGGAAUUCUUCUCUUAACUACAGAUACUACAGUUCUGUUGUGUUGAUGAAUAAAGGAGUAUUAAUGGUGAUGGAACGUAUCCUCACUGUCUACACAGCCAUUGAUUUUUCAGGAAACAGAAUCCACGGACAAGUCCCUGAAUCAAUCGGUCUCUUGAAGGAACUCCACGUUCUCAAUCUGUCAAGCAACGCUUUCACAGGAUACAUCCCAUCAUCUUUGGCAAACAUUACAGCGCUGGAAUCACUGGACCUAUCCCAAAACAUGCUUUCUGGUGAGAUCCCUCCAAAGCUCGGCGAUCUCUCUUCUCUUGAGUGGAUAAAUGUUUCACAUAAUCAGCUCGUGGGCUCAAUACCACAAGGUACACAGUUCCAGCGGCAAAACUGCUCUUCCUACGAGGGCAACCCUGGACUCUUUGGUCCUUCCCUUAAGGAUAUUUGCAGGGAAAAAACAUCACCAGAAUCUGAACCACCAGUGUCAUCCGAAGAAGAAGAAGAGGAGGAAAGUUUCAGUUGGGUAGCAGCAGGGUUAGGCUUUGCACCUGGACUUGUAUUUGGAUUUACUAUCGGAUACAUCAAGAAGAAUCUUGGCAGAAACAAGAACUGAAGCGCGCUCCUUAGCCUCACUCCCCUAAGCAUUACUGUUCUGUUCAAUAAAGUUAUUGCAUUUUAGUAUUAUUUGUUGUAUUGCACGAAAAAUAGUGAUAUGUCAAACGUUAUGUAUAAUAUAUGAAGUGUCAAAACAAGAGUCAUGUCUAGGCCACUCUGUAACUUGAUCAGAGCUUGGAUCCUGUUUGAUGGUUAUCUCCGGUUUAUGAUUA